AUGCAUUGGUUGUCUAUUCUCAGUUGUUUUACGAUGUUCAAAUGCUAUUUAAAUGUGACUUGUAACACUGAUCAUGGUGCCAAUCUUUCGUUAUUUGCUAUACAUGCAAGAUUCUGGUCAAGGAACUUAACUAAGUGCCUCAUGAAGUUGUUCUUUGACUUAUCGUCACGUAAAAUUUUUCAUAUCGAGGCGAUCGGAACGAACGACAUGAUUCGACCUGGUUGCACCAGCACGAGGUAUGAUGGACAGAGAAUCUUUGUGCUAAGCUGUGUUUGCGACAACCAGGAUUACUGUAAUAAUUUGUUUACAGUUAAUGAUUAUCUCGAAAAACAGCCGAUUAGUAAUAAAACGAGAGAGAUUAUUGAGAUCAACAAAGCACUGCGAGGAUAUCUUUAUGGGACAAUCAAGGUGGACAAAUUGCGAGGAACAGUUUCUCUUCUUUCUGCCAUCAUAGUCCUAUGGUUUUUGGUAGCCAUCGUUUUGGGACAUUUUCUCAUCACUGUUUAUUUCCUUGGAGCUAUACCUGAGAAAAAAUGA
Necator americanus (New World hookworm) is the source of this 537-nucleotide messenger RNA. RefSeq lists its product as uncharacterized. Bases 1 to 537 code for a protein of 178 amino acids. Lineage: Eukaryota; Metazoa; Nematoda; Chromadorea; Rhabditida; Ancylostomatidae. The record is from RefSeq and is a predicted model, not a curated record. The transcript is spliced from 6 exons.